Ornithodoros turicata is the source of this 1265-nucleotide messenger RNA. It is a transcript of the gene Rrp4, whose product is annotated as exosome complex component RRP4-like. Gene Ontology annotation, cellular component: cytoplasmic exosome (RNase complex); nuclear exosome (RNase complex). Gene Ontology annotation, biological process: CUT catabolic process; exonucleolytic trimming to generate mature 3'-end of 5.8S rRNA from tricistronic rRNA transcript (SSU-rRNA, 5.8S rRNA, LSU-rRNA); nuclear polyadenylation-dependent rRNA catabolic process. The transcript is spliced from 9 exons. The coding region runs from base 32 to 895 and encodes 287 amino acids. Gene Ontology annotation, molecular function: RNA binding. The record is from RefSeq and is a predicted model, not a curated record. Lineage: Eukaryota; Metazoa; Arthropoda; Arachnida; Ixodida; Argasidae.
UGUUGUUGCCAAUAGAAUCCACGCAUUGAAGAUGGCGGUUGAUGUGAGGCUUUUUUCGUGGAGAACUCGGAAUAUACCUGAAAAUGUUCACCCCAGGGGCCUCGUAACCCCUGGUGAUACUAUAACCACCGACGCAGGAUUCAUGAGAGGGCAUGGUACAUACGUAGAAAACGACCAGCUGCUGUCAUCAAUUGCCGGUGUGGUAGAAAAAGUAAAUAAGCUCAUCACUGUGCGCCCACUAAAAACAAGGUACAACGGAGAAGUUGGAGAUGUCGUCGUUGCACGCAUAGUGGAAGUGCAGCAAAAAAGGUGGAAAGUAGAAAUGGCUUCUCGUCUCAGUGGUGUACUGCUCUUAUCAUCAGUAAAUCUCCCAGGUGGUGAACUGAGGAGAAAAUCUGCAGAAGACGAGUUGCUGAUGAGGCAGUAUUUAUCGGAAGGAGACUUGAUAAGUGCAGAGGUCCAGUCCGUAUUUUCGGAUGGAGCGCUUUCACUUCAUACACGCAGCCUUAAGUAUGGAAAGCUUGGCCAGGGCACUCUCGUUCUAGUGUCGCCAUCACUGGUGAAACGAUGCAAAACUCACUUUCACAAUCUGCCCUGUGGUGUACAAGUCAUUUUGGGAAACAAUGGAUACAUCUGGAUAUCUCCCUUACCUUCUGAAGAAGGAACCAAGUUUGUACAAAGCUUAGAAGUUGUUCCCCACGCAACAAGAGAAGCAAUAGCACGUGUCCGAAACUGCAUUGUUGCCUUGGCACAGCACCAUGUGGUGUUGUUUGACACAAGUGUUGUAUAUGCGUAUGAAGUCUCCCUGGAGCACAAGGUGAGCACACUCUUGAAGCCAGAGAUCAUGAAAGAAGUUGCAGACCUCACAAAACAACGGCUUGCUCAGGAAACAUAAUAGUUGUAAUACUGCAGCAAAAAGUUGCAGCCAUAUCGGUAAAGAGGUGUGCGGCACCCCCCUUUUCUCUCGGGUACACAGGAUACGAUGGAGGAAAAAAAAUGGAUGGUGCAGUCACCUGCAAGCUGUAAAUCGUCUGAGGGUGCAGGCAAAUGCAACUUGUUGCCUGCUGUUGCAGUUUUGUUCAUACGUUAUUGCGUGUUUGGUGGUGGGGAGUUCCAAAUAUCUGGACUGCAAUUUGCUGAAAUUAUGGACAUCAUCAGCCAUAUAGCCAAAGUGGUCUCUCAUGAGCAAUGAACUGUGGUUCGAUCGUGCUAAGUGUUAUGGUUGUUCUUCACAAUGUUUUGGAGCAAUAUAUUGAAUUCCAGGA